UAAAAAGAAAAUUAAAUACAAAGUAGAGUUUAUUCAUUUAUUUACGUACCAGCUUGUUCCCGUACCAACCGUUUUCGUAGAACAACAAAUUCAGUUCUUAUCACACCUAAACCCAAACAAGACUCAAACUCACCACAACUAUUCAUUCAUUCAUUCCCAAUUUUCAUUCAACCUUUUCACUUUCGAUUAUUAGGGUUAGAGUUAGAAUUAGGGUUAGGGUUUUCAUUCUCUAGAAGAUGCAGAUAAAGGAAAUAUGGAAUUCCGUUCGUUUCAAUUGUCCUUGAACAUUCCAAUAAAGUUACGUCGUUCCUUUCAUAACCCUAAUUUCAUCAUGCAAUUUCAAUCCUCCGAUAUGUCUUCCGUCGGAUGCCGAUUCCGAUUCCGUUUUCGUUCGGCAUUUGAUCCUUAUUCCGCAGCUUCCGAAGCUUUUUCUGAACACUGCCGUCUCUUUCUUUCUCUUCGUCUUCUCACUCUCUAAUAACCUAAAUAAUCGUUCAAUUCCUCCUCUUUUUUUUUUUUUGAUUUUUUGGGAGGGCUUUUUCUUGUUUUUUGGUGUUGCGAUGGAUUGUGAUUUUGAUGAUGUUGGUAUUGUGGAGAAAGAUCCAACUUUACGUUACGCACGGUAUGAUGAACUGUUAGGGAAAGGAGCAUUCAAGUCUGUAUAUAAAGCUUUUGAUGAAGUAGAUGGAAUCGAAGUUGCUUGGAACCGAAUUUGUAUAGAGGAUGUUAUGCAAUCACCCCAAAAUUUGGAGAAGUUGUAUUCUGAGGUUCAUCUCCUCAAGUCACUGAAACACGAAAAUAUCAUUAAGUUCUAUAGCUCUUGGGUGGAUGAAAAGACCAGGACUAUCAAUAUGAUAACUGAAUUGUUCACGUCUGGGAGUUUGAGGCAGUAUCGUAAGAAGCAUAAGAAUGUGGAUAUGAAGGCAAUCAAGAACUGGGCGAGGCAGAUUCUUCGUGGCUUGUGCUUUCUGCACAGUCACAAUCCUCCUGUUAUUCAUAGGGAUCUAAAAUGUGAUAACAUUUUUGUUAAUGGGAAUAAUGGACAAGUUAAGAUUGGAGAUCUCGGAUUGGCAAUUGUCAUGCAGCAGCCUACUGCCCGGAGUGUUAUUGGUACUCCGGAAUUCAUGGCCCCAGAGCUUUAUGAAGAAGAAUACAAUGAACUUGUUGACAUAUAUUCCUUUGGCAUGUGUAUCUUGGAAAUGAUCACCUGUGAGUACCCGUAUAGUGAAUGCAAAAAUCCGGCACAGAUAUAUAAGAAAGUUACCUCUGGUAUAAAGCCUGCUUCUCUUGCUAAAGUGAAUGAUCCUGAAGUGAAGCAAUUUAUAGAGAAGUGUUUAGUUCCAGCAUCUAUGAGAUUGCCUGCAUCUGAACUGCUGAAAGACCCAUUCCUCGCAACUGGAAAUGCGAAGGAGAUCUAUCAUGAUCCCCUGCUGCUGCCUAAUUCCCCGACUAAAUCAAUGAAUUCACCAACUUGUGAGCCCCAUCCCAUGGAGAUAGAUUCAAACCUCAGGCAUACAUCACAUGGCUCCUCUGUGGAAAGAAUUAAAGAAACUUCUCAAGUUUCAAUUCUUGAUCUCAUGAGGAAGACAGAGAACAAUGAAUUUAGGUUAAGAGGGGAGAAGAAUGCUGAACGUACAAUUUCACUUACACUGCGAAUUGCUGAUGCUAAUGGUGGAGCUAGGAAUAUCCAUUUUCCAUUCUAUAUUGAUUCCGACACAACAAUUUCAAUUGCUGAGGAGAUGGUGGAACAUCUUGAGCUCAAGGAUGAGGAUGUAGCUGUCAUUGCUGAGCUAAUACACAACAUGAUUUUUGAGCUUGUGCCUAACUGGAAACCCUUGUGCGAGAACUUCUCAUCUGGAGCAGAUAAUUUGUACAGUCCUUCAGAAGCUCAGAAUGGUGAACAGUUAAACUGCCAUUGGUCAUUGGGAUCAAAUAACUUUGAUAUGAAGGCAAUGUAUGAGGAUUUAGGUCAGUCACAGCUUGACGGGGAAGAGCAGGACAAACAAGAAUCUGUUUCAUCAGAUAUUUCAGCUGAGUAUGGGAUUGCAGUUGCCACUGAUUCUAAAGGUGUAGAGCCUGAUUGUUUUAUUCUUCAUGAAUGUUGCAAGGGAUCCCAUGGCUUAAAUUCCAAUGUAAACAAUAAUCAAUCAGAGAACUCAGCAGUCUCAUGGUCCAGUCCAUCCAUAAACUUUGACAUGUCAAGCAAAUGCUUUCUUACUCAACAGGAAAAAGAUCAUUUAAACGAGCUACAGUUGGAGCUUGAAGCAAUUGAUAUCCAGUAUCAGCAAAGUUUUCGCGAGCUUGUGAAGAUGAGGGAGGAAGCCAUAGAAAAUGUCAAAAAGAGAUGGACUUCAAAGAAGUUAUCAGUUAUAGGAUGAUGACUCAGGAUGGUUUUCUUAUAUUUUUGGUUGAUUUUUUGUUAGUGGUUUCAUUAAAUUGAUUUCUUGCUGCUUUAUACUUUGCUUUGCAAUUCUCUUGAUGGAUUUUGUUUUUGGUUGCAAUUGGCCUUGUGAUUUUCACAUACAUUAUUUUAUACAGAUGAUGACGAAGAAUUUUUAUUUUUACA
Messenger RNA from Trifolium pratense (red clover), 2566 nucleotides. RefSeq names its product serine/threonine-protein kinase WNK8-like. The transcript is spliced from 7 exons. The coding region runs from base 561 to 2378 and encodes 605 amino acids. Gene Ontology annotation, biological process: intracellular signal transduction; protein phosphorylation. Gene Ontology annotation, cellular component: cytoplasm. Gene Ontology annotation, molecular function: protein serine/threonine kinase activity; ATP binding. Lineage: Eukaryota; Viridiplantae; Streptophyta; Magnoliopsida; Fabales; Fabaceae. The record is from RefSeq and is a predicted model, not a curated record.